Messenger RNA from Diatraea saccharalis (sugarcane borer), 1218 nucleotides. Lineage: Eukaryota; Metazoa; Arthropoda; Insecta; Lepidoptera; Crambidae. The record is from the annotation of a GenBank genome assembly.
GUGACUGAUGGAAAGACCGCAAGUCAAUAAAUAAUUUUUUAUGUUUUCGCCACAAGCAAAAUCUCAAGUUGUUUUGUUGUAGACCAUAGAAAACACUUAAUCAAACUUCAAAAUGGACCAAAUGCUUCCAAGCCCAUAUAACAUUCCUGGUAUUGGAACCCCGUUACAUCAACCUGAAGAAGACCAACAAAUUUUACCAAAUGCACUCCAACAGCAGCAACAGCAGCACCAACAACAACAAUCUCAUUCUCUAUCUACCAUGGCGUCGCCUCUCGUAGGCUUUAGUCUUGGGACUCCUCAAAGAACUAUGCAUACCUACGCUCCGACCGCCAGCUAUGCUACUCCACAACAAAUGAUGCAACCUCAGACUCCACAAAACAUGAUGUCUCCCAUGAUAACAAGCAGUAGCUUAGUAGGUCAGCAGAUGCUUAGCCAAGCAAGCCCAGCACCGAUGACCCCCAUGACACCACAUUCCGCUGACCCAGGAAUUUUACCACAAUUACAAAAUAUUGUAUCUACUGUUAAUUUAAACUGUAAAUUAGACUUGAAGAAAAUUGCCUUACAUGCAAGGAAUGCUGAAUAUAACCCAAAACGUUUCGCUGCUGUCAUUAUGAGAAUAAGAGAACCGAGGACAACGGCUCUAAUAUUUUCUUCAGGCAAAAUGGUAUGCACUGGUGCAAAAAGUGAAGAAGACUCACGGUUGGCUGCCAGAAAGUAUGCUCGGAUUAUUCAAAAACUUGGAUUUUAUGCCAAAUUCUUAGAUUUCAAAGUACAAAAUAUGGUUGGUAGUUGUGAUGUCAAAUUUCCAAUACGUUUAGAAGGUUUAGUUUUAACUCAUGGGCAGUUCAGCUCUUAUGAGCCAGAAUUAUUUCCUGGACUCAUUUACAGAAUGGUGAAACCGAGAAUAGUAUUACUAAUAUUUGUGUCUGGAAAAGUUGUGUUAACUGGUGCUAAAGUGAGACAAGAGAUUUAUGAAGCUUUUGACAAUAUCUACCCUAUUCUUAAAAGUUUUAAGAAACAAUAGUGUUUAAUUUAUAAAGACUCAAGUUUAAGUGUUCUAAUAGUUUUAAGUUAAUUUUGUAAGCAGCCAAUAAAAAUGUUACAGAAAUCUAUAUUUUUUUAUUAAUUAUUUAUUUGUAUUGGAUAUUUUUAAUGUGAUAAACAACACAAGUACCAUAUCCUCUUAGGUUUUGAAAUGUGUCACAAUUUUUAUUUAAC